This is a messenger RNA of Perkinsus marinus ATCC 50983, 630 nucleotides long. RefSeq lists its product as hypothetical. The record is from RefSeq and is a predicted model, not a curated record. The transcript is spliced from 6 exons. Lineage: Eukaryota; Perkinsozoa; Perkinsida; Perkinsidae. Bases 1 to 630 code for a protein of 209 amino acids.
AUGAGAGGUCUUCUUAGACGAUUGGGUUUGCCUAACGACGGCGCUGGAAUCGAGCCCAGUAUGGUCACCAUUCACAGGAAGUACAUCCCCAGAGACGGCGGGAGUGCUGAGGACCUCCAUCUCACCGCUUCGGUCCCGCCCGACUUGCCCUCAGCGAGAGUGUUGGUGAAUGGGCGUCGGGUAGCCUGUGGAUCGGUGUGUGAACUCCAUCAAGGCGAUCGCCUCCUUGUGGGCCAUGCGAGAGUAUUCCGAAUCGUCACACCUGCCGAUGGUGAGUCCGUAGAGCAUCAUACCAAACUACACGAAGCAUCAGCAAGAGAAGCUCACAAGAAGGGGCUCCCCACACCGCUGGAGGUUGCCUUGAAUGAAAUCGAGGAUGACGAAUCAAUGGAGUUCACCCGACUGAGGCCUGUUAUCUGCCGGAUGCUAGAAGAUUCGGAAGCGGGCCUGGGGUUGAGAAGCUUGAAAAGGCUCCAGCGAACUCUCCAGGGCGAGUUCCGCUUCAGAGGUGCUGGGGAGGCGGCUGCUACGGACAGCUUCACUGAUCGUAAGCUCUAUUCGCGGGUCAAACAGUUCGAUGCUGACUCCAACACGAAGUCAAAAAACUUCCGCGGCCGUGCGAGCCAGUAG